Messenger RNA from Gossypium arboreum, 3750 nucleotides. Its product is annotated as probable disease resistance protein At4g33300. The transcript is spliced from 5 exons. Gene Ontology annotation, biological process: defense response to fungus. Gene Ontology annotation, molecular function: ADP binding. Lineage: Eukaryota; Viridiplantae; Streptophyta; Magnoliopsida; Malvales; Malvaceae. The record is from RefSeq and is a predicted model, not a curated record. The coding region runs from base 1107 to 3581 and encodes 824 amino acids.
AUGUUCCAUCCGAAACAAAAUUUAAGACCAAGACACAAAGAAAUCACUCAUCAUUGUCUUCAUACCCUUUUUUUCCCAACAAUCAAAAAGAUUUUUUUUUUAAAAAAAGGAAGAAGAAAAAGUAAAAUCUUGAAACCGUAGCGGCAACAGCACUAGCCCAGAGAUGUUUGGUGGUAUUCAAAGCACUUGAUCCUUUCUUCCCUCUGUCCUCUUCCACCAUUUCCACCGUUUCCAAAUUGUUAUCCCCGUUUUGCCCCCAAUCUUCUCCUGAUUCCCCAACAUACCCUUCCUCCCUCGACAAACUCACCGAUAAAACCCAACCCCCUUUGCCACCACCUUUCCUCGACUUCACAGGACACAGAGUUUGACCACCCGAAAAUCAAGAAAUCGAACACACAUUUUCAUUUUCAUCAACAAAACAUUUCUGGGUCUUUACUGAAAUGAGGACGGAACUGUUUUGUUGCUAAGAAACAGGCCACCAUGUCAUGAGGCCCUGAUCAACCAUUUUUGAGCUUCGAAAUGAAGAUAUGGAACUUGAGCUUAAAUUCGAGCUUUCCAACGAUGAAGUCGUGCCAAAGAAUAAUCUGAGAUCCAUGGCUGCCGUUCAAGCUAGAGUUUUUUUUUUUUUUUUUUGAAUUUUUAGUUUUAUUAUAACUCAAUUGUCGUUUUACUUUAUUUUAUAUUUAGGGAAAUUUUAACCAUUUAAUUACGUGGAUAAUAGGUGGAAAAUUGGCUGACAUGGCAUGCCCUGUCAGCUUCCCGUUAGUGACAUAACGGCUGAGCGACCAUUUUCUGAAAUUUUUCUAAUGACCAUAAUUAAAUUGAUAAAAUAAAUUUUAAAGUGAUCAACAUCGGACGAUUCUGUUUUAGGGUGAUUAACGGGAAAAUUUACCCAAAAAUAUAUUCCUUUAUUUUAAGAUAAAAAACCUUUCCAGAUUUUUUUCUCCAAAAAAAUACCUUUGCAGUUUUAGAGUGCGCCCGCAUGUACCACAAAAAAAAGAAAAAAAAAAAAAAAAGAGCGCGCCCGCCAUCGAGGAUAUAUAACCAAGUCACUCCACUCACUCUUUUACGAAAUGCUUUUCGCAGAUUAAACUCAGUAACAGCGAAUGGCGUUUAACGACUUUUUCGCCGGAGAAAUAGCAACUGAGCUUCUAAAACAGUUACUCUCCAUCUCACGCAAGUCAUGCCUCUGCAAAUCCAGUGCGGACAAUCUCAUUACUAGCAUCGAAGAACUCCUUCCCAUCAUCAAUGAAAUCAAGUACUCCGGCGUGGAACUCUCCGCCAUUCGUCAAUCUCAACUCGACCGUUUCUCCGAGACUCUUCGCGGCGGGCUCGAAUUGGCCCGCAAAGUCCUGGCCUCCGGCCGUUGGAACGUCUACAAGAAUCUCCAGUUGGCCCGGAAGAUGGAGAGGUUAGAGAAACAAGUUUCGAGAUUCGUUAGCGGGCCGAUGCAGGCUCACUUGUUGGCCGACGUUCACCACAUGCGCUUCGAAACGAUGGAAAGGUUCGAUCGGUUGGAAGGCCGAUUGGAGCAGAGGCUCAAUUCGAUGAAGAUCGGUGCCGGGGGGUGGGUGGAAGAAGCAGUUAAGAGAAUGGAAGUUGAAGAGGAGGCUGGUUUGGGAAUUUUUAAUGGAGUCGGCUUGGAUUUAGGGAAGAGUAAGGUGAAGAAAAUGAUAAUCGGACGAGAUGAUUUGAACGUUGUUGGAAUUUGUGGUAUUGGAGGAUCAGGGAAAACUACGUUGGCUAAUGAAAUUUGUAGAGAUAAUCAAGUUCGAAGUUACUUCAACAACAGAAUUUUGUUCUUAACUGUAUCACAAUCACCGGAUCUGCAACAGUUAAGGGCAAGAAUAUGGGGAUUUCUUACAGGAAACGAGGCCAUGGGUUAUACCAAUAACCUGUUUGUUCCACAAGGGAAGCUACAGUGCGAGUGGGGAAGCGGACCGCGAACUCUAGUUGUUUUGGACGAUGUCUGGUCCCUUUCCGCACUUGAACAACUAAUUUUCAGGAUCCCAACAUAUAAAACUCUGGUCGUUUCAAGAUUUAAGUUCCCGACACCUGUUGUUAACGAAGUUUAUAAUGUAGAGUUGUUGAGGGAAGAUGAAUCAUUGUCCCUUUUUUGUCACUCUGCUUUCGGGCAAAAAUGGAUUCCCCCUACUGCCAAUGAGACUUUGGUCAAGCAGAUUGUUCAUGAGUGCAAAGGACUUCCUUUAGCACUUAAAGUGAUCGGAGCUUCGUUGCGAGACCAACCUGAAAUGUAUUGGGCCAGUGCUAAGAAAAGGCUAUUGCGAGGAGAACCGAUCUGCGAGUCUCAUGAAAACAAGUUGCUGGAGCGGAUGGCAAUAAGCGUGGAAUACUUGAACAAAAAGGUUAAGGAAUGUUUCUUGGAUUUGGGAUCAUUUCCAGAAGAUAAAAAAAUUCCCCUUGAUGUUCUCAUUAACAUGUGGGUUGAGAUACAUGACAUUGAUGAGGAGGAAGCAUUUGCCAUUCUUGUCGAGCUUUCUGAUAAGAAUCUACUCACUUUGGUGAAAGACCCACGGGUUGGAGAUGCGUACAGUAGUUAUUAUGAAAUUUGUGUUACUCAACAUGAUGUGUUGAGAGACCUUGCUCUUCAUCUCAGCAAUCAAGGGGAUGUGAACGAGCGAAAGCGGUUGCUUAUGCCUAGAAGAGAUACUGAACUCCCCAGAGAAUGGGAAAGAAACACAGACCGGCCAUUCAAUGCUCAGAUAGUUUCAGUUCAUACAGGAGAAAUGAGGGAAAUGGACUGGUUUCGCAUGGAAUUCCCAAAGGCUGAAGUACUCAUCCUGAAUUUUUCCUCCAAUGAAUACUUCUUGCCUCCUUUCAUAGACGACAUGCCCAAGCUUAGGGCACUUAUUGUCAUAAAUUAUGGUACAAAUGAGGCAAUAUUUGAGAAUUUUUCAGUCUUCACCAAUCUGGCAAAUUUGCGAAGCCUAUGGCUUGAAAAAACGUGGGUUCCUCAAUUGACCAAUCCAACUGUUCACAUGAAAAACUUGCGGAAACUAUCUAUGGUUCUUUGCAAGGUUAAUAACAGCUUUAAUCCAUCAGUGAUAGACCUGCCCCUGAUCUUCCCUCGUUUGUCGGAGCUCAUUAUUGAUCAUUGUCAUGAUUUGAUUAAGUUGCCAUCGAGCAUUUGUGAGGUGAAUUCACUCCAGAGCCUGAGCAUAACCAACUGCCACCGACUAUGUGAAUUGCCUGCUGAUUUGGGUAUGCUGAAGAAACUACAGAUACUUAGGUUGUAUGCUUGUCCAGAGCUGAAGAUGCUACCUCCCAGAAUAGGCGAGCUUAUUGGGUUAAAAUACCUUGACAUUUCACAAUGCUUUAACUUGAGGUGUCUACCUGGGGAGAUAUUUCGAUUAGCAAGCCUUGAAAAGAUAGACAUGAGGGAAUGCUCACAGAUUGUGAGCCUACCACCACAAACCGCUUUAUCCAACAUGAAGUCACUGCGCCGAGUUAUCUGCGAUGAUGAAGUUUCUUGGCAAUGGAGAUACCUGGAGAAGACCAACCCAAACCUUUAUGUUCAAGUCGCAGAGAAAUGCUAUAGCUUGGACUGGCUUGAUGGCUGAUGGUAAAACAACAUAUUCGCAUAUCAUGUAUCUCUGUUAAUGUAGAUAUCGAUGUGUAUGUUUUUAAUAAUGCAAUCUUUUUAUGAUUCUCUCUGGUCUUCUUGAUGUGAUAUAGUUUCAUCAUUAAAAAAAAUUGAGCCGUGAAUAUAUUUUAGAAAAAUACGAAAAA